Mangifera indica (mango) is the source of this 803-nucleotide messenger RNA. RefSeq names its product probable peroxygenase 5. The coding region runs from base 98 to 700 and encodes 200 amino acids. Lineage: Eukaryota; Viridiplantae; Streptophyta; Magnoliopsida; Sapindales; Anacardiaceae. Gene Ontology annotation, molecular function: monooxygenase activity; calcium ion binding. The transcript has 5 exons. The record is from RefSeq and is a predicted model, not a curated record.
GUGUGAUUUGCCUCUCACCAGCAGAAGUUGAGUUUCAAUUAUAUCUUAUUUUGCUUUACAAUUAUCCCAAAAUUGGCAAUUAUAACUUUCAAACACAAUGAGUUUCAUGGCUUUCUCCUUCUUCUUCUUUAUGGCAUCUUCUGCUUUUUCUGCAGAAGUUGAAAAAUAUGUUCCAGCGUCCCAAGAUUAUCUGCAGAGACACGUUUCUUUCUUUGAUCGGGAUCAUGACGGGAUAAUUUAUCCCUGGGAAACCCUUGAAGGUAUGAAAGCAAUCGGCAUCAGUGACUUGACGGCCAAGACUAUUGCCACUCUGACCCACAUGUCAAUUAGUCCUAAAACUAUCGAGGGAAAUUCGACUGAUCCUAAAUUACCAAUUUUUGUUAAAAAUAUUGCGAAAGCCAAAUUUGAGAGCGACACCGGUAGUUGGGAUGCUCAAGGAAGGUUUAAUGCUACAAGAUUUGAAGAAAAUUUCUGCAAGCAUGCACAUGCACGCAAGGACUCUUUAACAUGGGAUGAAAUAAUGGAAAUGAUGAAGACCAACAAUGUACCUAAGGAUUUCAGAGGAUGGAUUGGAAGCUACAACGGAUGGAAGCUCUUCUACAGCCUAGCUAAAGAUAAAAAUGGACUAUUGCAUAAAAAGACAAUGAAAAAUCUUUACGAUGGAAGCGCAUUUUACCAAUUAGAGAAGGGGAGAAGAUAAGCCGAAAAGAAAUUUAAAUAAACAAAUUCUAUGAGCGAAUAUUAACAAAUCAAUAAUGUGGAAAUCCACUGGCAUUGUUCUUCAAUGGAUAUACUUUUUUAUA